Molecule: messenger RNA, 801 nt
Organism: Pseudomassariella vexata
Lineage: Eukaryota; Fungi; Ascomycota; Sordariomycetes; Amphisphaeriales; Pseudomassariaceae
Product: L-xylulose reductase
Exons: 1
Coding region: 1-801 (266 amino acids)
Cellular component (GO): intracellular anatomical structure
Molecular function (GO): oxidoreductase activity, acting on NAD(P)H, oxygen as acceptor
Source: RefSeq, a predicted model, not a curated record
AUGCCUCAAGGAAUCCCCUCCGGCGAGCGUCUGCUCGAUCUCUUCAGCCUCAAGGGCAAGGUCGUCGUCGUCACAGGUGCCUCCGGCCCUCGAGGCAUGGGUAUCGAAGCCGCUCGCGGUUGCGCCGAGAUGGGUGCCGACAUUGCCAUCACAUACUCUUCCCGCAAGGAGGGUGCUGACAAGAACGUCGAGGAGCUCACCAAGGAAUACGGCGUCAAGGUCAAGGCGUACAAGUGCAACGUCAGCGACUUUGAGGACGUCCAGAAGUUCGUCGCCGAGGUUAUCAAGGACUUCGGCAAGGUCGAUGCCUUCAUUGCCAACGCCGGUGCAACUGCUGACAACGGCAUCAUUGACGCUUCCAAAGAGGACUGGGACCACGUGAUCAACGUGGACCUGAACGGUACCGCAUACUGCGCCAAGGCUAUCGGCGCUCACUUCAAGGAGCGUGGCACCGGAUCGCUCGUCAUCACCGCUUCCAUGUCGGGCCACAUCGCCAACUUCCCCCAAGAACAGACCUCCUACAACGUCGCCAAGGCGGGCUGCAUUCACAUGGCCAAGUCUCUGGCCAACGAGUGGCGCGAUUUCGCACGAGUUAACAGCAUCUCCCCCGGAUACAUUGACACCGGCCUGUCUGACUUCGUCGACGUGAAGGUGCAAAACCUGUGGAACAGCAUGAUUCCCAUGGGCCGACCUGGCCAUGCCAAGGAGUUGAAGGGCGCUUAUGUCUACCUGGUUUCCGACGCAUCUACAUACACAACCGGUGCGGAUCUCAUCAUUGACGGUGGUUACACCACCCGCUAG